Molecule: messenger RNA, 1260 nt
Organism: Lentinula edodes (shiitake mushroom)
Lineage: Eukaryota; Fungi; Basidiomycota; Agaricomycetes; Agaricales; Omphalotaceae
Product: FtsJ-like methyltransferase-domain-containing protein
Exons: 1
Coding region: 26-1123 (365 amino acids)
Biological process (GO): RNA methylation
Cellular component (GO): mitochondrion
Molecular function (GO): rRNA (uridine-2'-O-ribose)-methyltransferase activity
Source: RefSeq, a predicted model, not a curated record
CAGGUAAGUCAGUUACGACCAGUUUAUGUCCUUGAGACUCCCUUUUACUCCAACCUUCCCGUCUUUUGGCGCAAAAACCAAGAAGUCCUCUGCGGAAUGGCUGAGACGGCAAUCCCGAGAUCCAUACGUCAAACAGCGCGCUCUAGGAGCUGUCAUUGCAUCCACUAAAACUAGCAGUAUCUUGGGUAAUUUAGGAUCCAAUAACGACGGUAUAAGUUCAAGUAUAUCGUCUCCGCUGGCCUUUCGUUCACGCUCAGCAUUUAAGCUCAUCGAAAUACACGAGAAAUAUGACCAGUUUCUGCUUAAACCGGACGUACAAGUCGUUGUCGACUUGGGUGCAGCCCCAGGAGGAUGGAGUCAGGUUGUUAGUCAAGUUGUUCACGGAAAAGACCCGACGCAGCUGGACGCUAGAGAGGACGUAGAUGAAGUGGUAGAAUAUCCUGUUGACCAGGACGAGGAAGGCACGGAGGAGGAUUCGGAUACUAAAGAUACCUGGCACCGGAAAAGAAAAUCCAAAAUCAAAGCCAAAAACAGACCUAAACCUCUUCCGCCAAAACCACUCGAGUUCUACGAUCCUCUCAAUUUCGAUGCCGAAAUCGAACAUCUCUCAUCUUCUUCGUUGGAUUUACAGUCUAAAGUAAAAAUCAUCGCCGUUGACCGGCUUUCGAUGGAUCCAAUCACUGGAGUUCAAACGCUGAAAGCAGAUUUUCUACAUCCACGGACGGAGGGUAUGAUUCGUUCUCUCAUCGACGGUCCAUCUAUUACCCCAUAUAAACUCACUUUGUCCACUCCCGACACACCAAAAGUGGACGUUGUCCUGUCCGACAUCGCACCCAACACCGUCGGUGUCCCUGCCGUCGACUCUGAAGCUAAUUUUCAAGUCGCUCAGGCCGUGUUCCAGUUUGCGUAUAAAUAUCUCCGAACGGCUGACGAAAUUGGACGAACAAGAGGUGGAGUGUUGGUCAUGAAGCAUUUCGCUCAUCCGAAGAUGGAUGUAUUCAGGAAAGAGGUGCUUGAGGAAUACUUCAAGGACGUGAUUUAUACCAAACCUAGGGCUAGUAGGCAGGAGAGUAAAGAGGGUUAUUUUCUUUGCAGGGGAUUUUGGCCGAGGGAGUAUCGCUAAUGGAAUCAAUGUGGACGGAAAUAAGACCACAAAAAGGACGAAGGUCGACUGUGACUACUCGGUUGAUGUUUUCCAACACGUGGAGUCUUAGGGAGAGGAUGAAAAAUGGUUCAGAAGGGAGAUAUUAUAGGCACUGU